This is a messenger RNA of Amoebophrya sp. A120, 1914 nucleotides long. The record is from the annotation of a GenBank genome assembly. NCBI's taxonomy places the organism in Eukaryota, Dinophyceae, Syndiniales, Amoebophryaceae.
UCCGUCUUCCUGCGUUAUUCGCUCCGUCCUUCUAGCAAACACAAGUAUGUGUUGUGGAACAUGGAACGUUCGUUAGAAAUGAAUUCCAUUGCGGUUUUCUGUCAUUCAUCUUGUUUGUCAUUUUGAACUGGUGGGUUAUUGUGUCGGAACAAAAAGCGGGAACGAGGGAGAAGCUUUCGCAAAUACUUAAAAUGUUCUCGGCCUCACGGAGAAAAGGUGCUGUCGCUCGUGUUCUUCUCUUAGGUUUCUUGCACACGGCAAGUAACCUGCCGUACGCAUGCCACGCUGUCAUCUUCAACGCGAGCCAGUUUCUCCGGAGACACUGCGGCCCCGGCCCUCGGCGAGCGGAGCCUUGGGUUGUGGUGGACAACGACGACACGCGGCAGACAAACCGUAUCGCCCGCUCAGGUUUCGCAAUCUCUGCCAUCUUCACAAUGAACGCGCAAGACUCCACCUCCUCCUGUGAAAAUCGUGGACCAACAAAAUCAAAAAGUAACGUAAGGCAUGACAUGUCUUUAGUUUAUCUUUUGCAGUGUCUGGGAGGGACGAUCGAGUGCGAAUUUUCCCUUUCCAAAUCGGGUCAUGCGCAUUCCUGUAAACAAAAGUGGACAUAGUACGAGUGGUAUGCAUGACUUAAUACCUUUCCGAUUCCGAAUGAAAAUUUCAUACAUUAUAUUGGAACAGUUGAAGAGACAGACGACAGAGUCGUUGUAACACCUGAGCGGGCGAUUAGCCGAAGAGUCGUCUAUUCCCGUCUUGAUCCGCAGUACUACCCCGCAUCAGACCUGCAGUUUAACCCGGGCUGCGUUCCAGGUAAGGUGGAGGUUCCUCACAGUAGGAGAGUGCACAACCCCUCCAUAAUUCUCUCCUUUGUCAUGCAACUAUGCCAAUUGCACAACUGCCAGCUCUGCUCUGCUCGUUUUCUUUUGACAUGGUGCGUGUGAGAAGCUCCUGCGGAGCAAUCAUAGUGAACCAGUUGUAGUACUGUAAUCAUCCUGCUCUGAUGGAACUCUACUGAUGUCGUACUGACGCUACAACAUUAUCCAGAGUGAGUGACUCUCCUGUCACUCCGCACACAGCAGUACUGGGUGCCCGUCCACUCAUUAGAAUGAGAAAAGAUAAUGUUUAUCCCGGACACGCACAAAUAUGAUGAUGAUGAUGAUGUUUUGUUGUGGUGUUCUUGUCCUUCAAAGAAAUGAGGGAGAUAAGGGGCUGUGCAAUUUGGAUAGACUGUGGCGGCUUAACCUUCCCAGACCAAAUUCCGGCGAAGGAAGCUCGGGUGGCAGAGCAGCUGCGAGAGGUAGCAACCGCUGCCGCAUGGAACAAACGGGACCGGCGUGCAGCGGGAUCCAGCAUCUGGGAUCCUUGCAACUCCUGCAGCUCCUCCUGCGCUAGCUUCGUCACGGCGCGGUCGUGCGCGAGUCACGAAGAGUGCUCCCCCUCGGUGAAUAUGGCAUUUGCAAAUACGUUUGGGUCUGGAAGAGAUCCAACUUCCUUGUGAUGCAUUGUGUAGAUCACACGUACGAAUUGGUCUUGCGCGGGGAGCAGCAGAUACCCAUUUUUCGCCAUGCUGAUGCGGAAUAGGCAUUGUAAGGGCCUUACAAUAAACCAUGUGAUGCUAAUAUUUAUUCUCUCCCGUUUCUUUUUCCAAACCUCAUGGGGGACGCAAAAUCUGGCGCAUGACAAACUCCCAGGCUGAUCCAGCCCCAGACAUUUUUGCAUUUGAUAGUGCUGAAAGUCGAGCAAGGCCACCAGCGACCUUGCUUUAUCGAGGAGGUGCAAAUCCAGCCGCAGACGCAGCGUAGCGGCGGUUUUCUUUCCUGUAUGAGCUGCUUCCCUGCCUCUAUCGGUACCAGCUGGCCCUCGUCCGGUGGUAGCGCGACGGAGAUCUCAACACCUGCUCGCCUUGUGUAA